Molecule: messenger RNA, 330 nt
Organism: Symbiodinium pilosum
Lineage: Eukaryota; Dinophyceae; Suessiales; Symbiodiniaceae
Source: the annotation of a GenBank genome assembly
AUGGCAGUCAAACUUUGGAUGGUGGUGGCCGGCACCGCAAUUGUGAUCCAUGCAGGCAACAUGAUCACGGCAGAGAAGCACGCAGCUAUGGAAGAAGCAGAGGGAUUCCAUGAAGACGUGACGGGAGUGACUUUCCAGGUCUUCGUAGAAGUCGUGUUUGGAUCCUUGCUAGCACUGUGGGGUGGCAUCGGUGAUUUCAAGCCAAUUCGAGCGAGUGAUUCCAAGAAGCCCCGCUGGGAGUCCUUACAUGCGCGGCCAGACUUCCACAGCUACCGAACACGGGCCAAGUUCAUGAGGUCACUUCUGACCAGCAUUGAGUCGCCACCGUGA